Letharia columbiana is the source of this 570-nucleotide messenger RNA. RefSeq lists its product as uncharacterized. NCBI's taxonomy places the organism in Eukaryota, Fungi, Ascomycota, Lecanoromycetes, Lecanorales, Parmeliaceae. The coding region runs from base 1 to 570 and encodes 189 amino acids. The record is from RefSeq and is a predicted model, not a curated record. The transcript has a single exon.
AUGGAUCAGCAGGGGGUCGAUCAAGCCGUCAAGCGAUUCGUCGACAACGAUCCACAUUCCCCACGCCCGUUUGCUGCCACGGGGAGUACCGAUAAGGGGUUUCGGAAAAUGUUUGCAAGAAGGUACUUGGAGACUAGUGGAAGCAUCAUUGGCGCCGAUCAGGGAUACCGGGCGCUGCCCAACAAUUUCAUCGGAAAAGUCGUGGAGACUAUAUGCAUGUACGCCUGGAAAGUAAAGCGGAAGCAGCCAAAUGAUCGGAUGUAUACUCCGAAUACGAAACGGCAGCAAUCAUCGACUAAACCCAAGAACGACAUUCUAACCGUGAUGCUCACUAAUCCCGAUGCUUUGCCAAGACCCUCUCCCCUUACUCUCAUCCUUAUUCGCGUCUCGUUCCUACACUUUCACGUCGGCCCGCGGAAGGACGCCCUUCUUCUCGUCAUCAUUGCUGGAGGCAUAGCUCGAGGCCGUGGUCGUGCUAGAAGAUCUGCGUUUCGUGGUGGCGUCUUUGAUCUCAUCUUCGGUUGGCAUUGCUUCAUCUCCAACGUGGGCAUGGAUAAGAGGGUUACUUGA